Molecule: messenger RNA, 2073 nt
Organism: Diachasmimorpha longicaudata
Lineage: Eukaryota; Metazoa; Arthropoda; Insecta; Hymenoptera; Braconidae
Gene: Cog6
Product: conserved oligomeric Golgi complex subunit 6
Exons: 3
Coding region: 150-2048 (632 amino acids)
Biological process (GO): intra-Golgi vesicle-mediated transport
Cellular component (GO): COG complex
Source: RefSeq, a predicted model, not a curated record
UUUAACGCCGCACGAGUCGAGUGAAUUCGGUUGAUAAAUUAGAAAUAUGUAAUAUCGACGUAACAUCAGCUGGCAGCUGACGUGACAGUUCCAACCUCCCACGAAAAUAAAUAAACUAUUGUUACGAAGUUCUAUUAUUUUAUUAUGAAAUGGCAACGAUGGGAGAUAAAAAUUCAAACUCUUCACUCGUGAAACGAGUGAAUAAACUUCUGGAGUCUCGGCCGGAAAAUGACAAGGACACACUGGAGGCUCUCAAGGAGCUCUCCACCUUCUUCCCCGAGAACACCCUGAAUAACCGUAGAAAUCUCCGCAGUAAAAUAGAAAAACGAGGUCUAGCAAUAAACGAAGAGUUCCUAUCAGCCUUCAGGGAAGUGAAGUCCACCCUGGACGACAUUCACCGGGAUGUUCUUGGGAUGAACAACUCAAUUCAAUCGAUGACGAGUCGUUUGCAAGCCACGAAGACCCAGACCCUGAGCCUCAUAGAUCGCACCACGAAACUCCAGAAUGAGAGUAAAAAGUUGUCGAUGCAGCACGAAGUGGCGACAGCUUUCAUAAGGACGUUUGAGCUCUCCAGGAAUGAGAUAUCAAUCCUGCACGGCCAGACGAGGGAAGAACCCAUCACUGAGGAGUUCUUCGCGGUUAUCAAUCGUCUCCAGACGAUCCACAGCAGCUGCAGAGUUCUCAUGCAGUCGGGAUAUCAAACACUCGGACUCGACGUCAUGCAGAGAAUGACGUUGCUGCAGGAGGCUGCGCUGGAAAGAUUGUACAGAUGGACACAGAACCAGUGCAGGCACAUUGAGCACGAUCACUUCGCUCCUUUGUUGAUAAAGGGAAUGUGCAAGCUCCAGGACAGGCCUGUCCUGUUUAAAUAUAUUAUCGAUGAGUACUGCACUGCCAGGAGGGCCGUCAUUGUCGGAGCUUUCAUCGAUGCGUUGACCCUGGGGAGCAAAACCGGAGGGACGCCUAAUCCCAUUGAAAUGAGGGCUGAUGAUCCCACGAGGUACGUGGGGGAUAUGCUAGCCUGGUUGCAUCAGGCGAUCCCAGUUGAAAAGGAGAAUAUUUUGACACUUUUGAAGGCAUGUGAUAAGACAGAUAUCUCAGAUCAGGUGAAGCACGCCCUCGGUAACAUCACCGAGGGUCUCUGCCAUCCCCUGAAGUCCAGAAUCGAGCAUCUACUCGACUUCGAGGCACCUGCCACCGUGUUAUAUUCAGUCAUGUCACUCAUUCGAUAUUACCUAGGAAUUUUAUCGGAUAUCAUUCCUGAGAGUGUCCUGGUGAACACAUUGAGUGAACUCCUGGAGCUCAGUGAGAGGAGUUUCAAUGCCAGAUUGCAGAAGGAGACUCGUACGGCGCUUGGAGAUCGUGCUGAACCGCCUGGUCAGGAUCUUGUUCCAGCUGUGUCUGUUUCCAGACUUCUAGGACUUUUGAGUGAUGUUCUGUCAGUUGCAUUGAUCGUCACUGGGGACGACAGGGAGAAGGACAUUCAGAGGAUUGUCUCGUGUAUAAUUGAUCCAUUACUUCAAGAAGUCGACGAGACGGCCACAAGGCUUCCAGCAGUGGACAUGGCGGUCUACUUAUUAAAUUGUCUUCAUCAGAUUCAUUCAACUUUGUCUCUCUAUGAAUAUAUGGACCAGAGACUCGAGAGACUUCAGGCCCAAUCCGAUGCACAAAUAGACACCCUGACGUCUGAAUUGGCGAGUUCGCUUGUGGCUAAUCUCAACCUGGGGCCUAUCUACACUAUUCUCCAGGGGAAGGAGCACGGACCCCUCUCAGCAAUUCCUGGAAUGGAUCCAGUUAGUGUGAAGGAGUUCACUAAUAAAUUGGAGUCUUUCCUUCUGAUGUCUGAUGCCUUCCUCCUUCCGCAAAUAAGCCUCCUUCAAAACAGCACUCAUCGGUCGACCGCUUUGAAGAGAUCAUUCCAAGUUAUCGGGGCUAUUUACAAACAACUUUACGAUGCCUGUUAUGAUCCUAAAAAUCAGUAUCAAAAUCCUGCUGGAUUGUUCGUUAGAACACCAGAGGAUCUGCUCGACAAACUUGUAUCUCAAUAAAGAUUGAAUUAAUAUUUUUUAUUUA